Messenger RNA from Aspergillus bombycis, 612 nucleotides. RefSeq names its product nucleobindin SSP120. The transcript has 2 exons. Bases 1 to 612 code for a protein of 203 amino acids. Gene Ontology annotation, molecular function: calcium ion binding. The record is from RefSeq and is a predicted model, not a curated record. Gene Ontology annotation, cellular component: extracellular exosome; endoplasmic reticulum-Golgi intermediate compartment. Lineage: Eukaryota; Fungi; Ascomycota; Eurotiomycetes; Eurotiales; Aspergillaceae.
AUGCUCGGCCGCUCCGUGUCUCUUGCUACCGUUCUGCUUGCCCUGAGCGGCAGUUUCGCGAACGCCCAUGGGUCUCACUCGAAUGAGCAGAACCCUUCUUCGGACUGGGCUACUCGGCACAUGCAAGAGGAGCACCACAUUGAUUCCUUUGAUCCUGCAUCCUUCUUUACUUUCCACGACUAUGAUAACUCAGGGGCAUGGACAGCCGAUGAAGUACGGAAGACUUAUGGUCUCGACGAUGAGUCAAAUGCAGGUGUGAGUGAAGAGCGCAAGCAACAGGCUGUCCGGGAAGUAUUUGGGCUAUUUGACCCUGGGAACACUGGAUUCGUUACUCGAGAUAACUGGAUGCGUCUAAUUUCCGAGGGCAAGCGUCUGCCUGAUUUCGGAUUUGGACCUGGUCACCAUGGCGACAUCGAAUAUGAAUAUGAGAUUCACCAUUUUGAGAAAUAUCAUGGAGAUGAUGCCAAGGAGGAAGACCUCACUCACCCAGAGGAUAUUGAGCAUUUCCGGAGGCAUGACGAGGAAGAUGACGCUGCUUAUCGGCUUGAGCAGCUUGAGAGGAUGCAGAUCGUGGAAAAGAACAUACCACAGAAGUUCCUCAAACAUGUUUAG